Molecule: messenger RNA, 814 nt
Organism: Perca fluviatilis (European perch)
Lineage: Eukaryota; Metazoa; Chordata; Actinopteri; Perciformes; Percidae
Gene: pfdn6
Product: prefoldin subunit 6
Exons: 4
Coding region: 149-529 (126 amino acids)
Biological process (GO): chaperone-mediated protein complex assembly; protein folding
Cellular component (GO): prefoldin complex; cytoplasm
Molecular function (GO): protein-folding chaperone binding
Source: RefSeq, a predicted model, not a curated record
CGGCAUUCGGCUAACAUCCGCUCUGGCCCCUGCCCUUUCCUGUUAGCUAACAGAGCUUUCAUCUUAUACCAUAUUUAGCAGCUUAACGUUAUCUCUUUGAUAUAUUUACGCAGUCUAUCGUACUUUUUUUUUUAGACCAAACACAAAUAUGGCAGAGGCCAUUCAAAAGAAAUUGAAAGCGGAAGUAGAAAAAUAUACACAGAUGCAGAAAGAUGUUAGCAAGAACAUGUCAGCCAGACAGAAGCUGGAGACGCAGCUGACAGAGAACAACAUUGUCAAAGAGGAGCUUGAUCUGCUGGGCAGCACGAACACUGUGUAUAAGCUUAUCGGCCCAGUAUUAGUGAAGCAAGACCUGGAUGAGGCCAAAGCCACAGUCACAAAAAGGCUGGAGUACAUCAACGGAGAGAUUCAAAGGUACGAAACGGUCCUGAAAGACAUGGAGAAGAAAUCUGAACAGCAUCGAGAAGUCUUGUCCAGUUUACAGCAGGAGUUUCAGAGAGCUCAGGGCCUGGCUGUCGGCAAAGUCUGACCAAGGGAUCCAGCUUCAUGCUCUCUCUCUCUCUCUCUCUCUCUCCCACACACACACACACACACACACACACACACACACACACACACACACACACACACACACACACACACACACACACACACACACACACACAGAUACAGAUACAGAUAAAGGGUUAGUCAUGACAUGAUGUAAACCUUCAACAUAAGGCUGAGUAAAUUCUGCUUGUAUCUUGUCAUUCAUUUGUUAUUACAGUGACUCUUCCCCUGUUACUAAUAAACCUGUUUUUCAUGAAAGGUCAAA